AUGGUAGCUGCUAUGGCAGAGUUAACUCGCCAAAACCAAGAGUUGGCAAGGGAGAUUCAUCUUAGGAGGCAACGGUAUGAAGCAUAUGGGGAAGAACAAGACCAGAGCCAUGGGGAUGAAAAAAGCGAUAUACCCGAAAGUCAAUCAAAGGGCACCACAUCAAGAAGGGUGCCAUAUUUGGAGAAAGAGAUUGACCAGAUGAGGAAGGUUAUGGAUGAGAUGAAGGAAAACAUGAGAAGAACAAAUCUUGUAGAGGAUCUAGUUCAUCGUACAGACUCCCCUUUCAUAGCUUCCAUCAAUGGUCACCCUUUGCCUCCAAAAUUUAAGAUGCCUUCUUUGGAUUUGUACGAUGGGGCGCAUGACCCGUUUGAUCACAUUGCUACCUUUAAGACUACAAUGCACCUUCAGGGGGUCCUCGACGAAAUUAUGUGUAGAGCCUUCCCUACCAUUCUUAAAGGUCCGGCACGGGUGUGGUUUAGUAAACUACCCCCAAAUUCGGUAAGUUCUUUCGAAGAGUUAAGUAAGUUGUUUGUUAAUAAUUUCAUUAGGGGACAGAGACACAAGCGUUCUUUGUUCAGCCUGUUGACAAUAGAACAGAGGGAGAAUGAAAGCCUGCAAUCCUUUAUCACUCAUUUCAACAGGGAAGCCUUGACGAUGGAUGAGGUGGAUGAUAAGUUAUUGUUGGUAGCCUUUCACAACGGGGUUAAUUCAGAUUUAUUCAUCCACAAGCUUUAUGAGAAGGAGUCCCAAUCCAUGGUUGAACUCGUCCAUUCAGCCCAGAACUUUAUGAAUGCAGAAGACGUGAUUAUAGCUAAGAAAAGGAAGAGAGCUGAAAGAAUGGAUGCAAACCCCCCAUGCCACUCGGAGCAAGUCCCUCGACCAAAAAAGGGACGCACAGAAGAUAAAAAGGACCGAGAUGGUAAGAGGGUGGGUCCUUCAGCACAGAGUCAACAAUAUACGCCACUGAACACUCCACUUGAAUAG
This is a messenger RNA of Quercus lobata, 984 nucleotides long. RefSeq lists its product as uncharacterized. Bases 1 to 984 code for a protein of 327 amino acids. NCBI's taxonomy places the organism in Eukaryota, Viridiplantae, Streptophyta, Magnoliopsida, Fagales, Fagaceae. The record is from RefSeq and is a predicted model, not a curated record. The transcript has a single exon.